GAAAGCACUCAGCCACUCACCGAUGCCGCCACAACUUUCUUCCAGGUUCUCUCUGUCGCUGCAUCACUCUCACCAUUUCCACCUUCACAUUCUUUCUUCAACCUCUGCUCUCCACCCAAGCACCCGAAGACUAAUACCCACCAUGUCCCUAUCUUCCUCCUCUGCACCAUCUCCAUCUUCGCUAACCAAAGAAGAACAGCAAAGACCGAACCCGGACCCUCAAAAAUUGGCUCAAGUCCUGAAAUACCACAACCAAACCAAGCACUCCUUCAACAAAUACGCCCGUGGUCCUCACGGCCUCGACUGGGCAAACCAGCCCAACCCAUUUCGUCGCUAUGUCUCUGCGCCUCUCCUUCCUCUCCUGCACCUCCCAAUUGAUGAUAACAGUAUCCCAUCAACGGUUGUCGAUGCUCCUCUCUAUCAUUCUCUCUUCCUUUCUCUCCCUCCUCCGAAACCCGUCUCUCAUUCGUCAAUUUCUCAGUUGUUCUACGAUUCCCUCGCGCUCUCCGCUUGGAAAACCACGGGAUAUUCCACUUGGUCUCUCCGGGUCAACCCGAGCAGUGGCAAUUUGCACCCAACCGAGGCGUACCUUAUAGCCCCACCUAUUGAGUUGAUCUCUAAUGAUCCUUUUGUGGCUCAUUAUGCUCCCAAAGAGCAUUCUUUGGAGAUUAGAACCACAAUCACGCAUGAUUUUUUCCCCAAAAUUUUUCCAGAAAACUCAUUUCUUAUUGGGUUUUCAUCAAUUUUUUGGCGUGAGUCGUGGAAGUAUGGAGAGCGCGCGUUUCGGUACUGCAAUCACGAUGUGGGUCAUGCUAUUGCUGCAGUGGCAGUUGCCGCAGCUGGGCUCGGUUGGGAUGUGAAAUUGCUUGAUGGGUUGGGUUAUAAUGAGUUGAAGAAGCUUAUGGGGCUUGAAAUUUACCCAGAGUUCGAAAUUCCUUCAAAACCCAUUAAAGGGAAGAUUCCAGAGAUUGAAUUUGAGCACCCUGAUUGCGUACUUGUUGUUUUUCCUAAUGGUAGUAAUGGAUUUGAUGUGAAUUACAAAGAAUUGAGCUCUGUCAUAGCAGGAUUUUCCAAUUUGGAGUGGAAGGGGAAGCCGAAUUUACUUAGCAAAGAACAUAUUUGCUGGGAUAUUAUUUAUAGAACAGCAGAGGCUGUGAAAAAGCCAUCAACAUGGACCAAUGGAUUGCUAGUAGAUGCAUUUAAAGGUAGUGGAGUUUGUAGUGAAGAGUCAUACAAGGGUUUAACAGUUAGAGAAGUUGUUAGGAAGCGAAGGAGUGCGGUUGACAUGGAUGGUGCAACUGUAAUCCCCAGAGAAACAUUUUAUCAGAUUUUGUUGCACUGUCUUCCUUCUGGUUCUCAAAGUGAAGAAAAGCAGAAGGGGCAGUUGGCAUUGCCGUUUCGGGCUCUUUCAUGGGAUGCUGAGGUGCAUGCUGUUUUGUUUGUUCACAGAGUGAGGGGGUUGCCUAAUGGAUUGUAUUUCUUAGUGAGAAAUGAAGAUCAUUUCAGUGAACUCAAGAAAUCCACUAGGUCUGAAUUCAAGUGGGAGAAACCGGAGGGAUGCCCUGAGACUCUGCCGUUAUAUGAACUUGCGACAGGUGAUUGCCAGCAGAUUUCCAAACAACUCUCAUGCCAUCAGGACAUUGCUGGUGAUGGUUGCUUCAGCCUGGGCAUGGUGGCUCAUUUUGAGCCUACAUUGCGUGAUAAGGGUGUGUGGAUGUAUCCUCGAUUGUUCUGGGAGACUGGAGUUCUCGGUCAGGUAUUGUACCUGGAAGCUCAUGCAGUAGGCAUUUCUGCUACUGGGAUUGGCUGCUACUUUGAUGAUCCGGUACAUGAACUUCUUGGUUUGAGAGGAUCAAAUUUCCAGAGCCUUUAUCAUUUCACUGUGGGAGGUCCUGUCUUGGACAAGCGGAUUAUGAGUUUGCCUGCAUAUCCAGGCCCCAGUGUCGAUGCAUGAUCAACGGAUAUAUUUGUGCUUUGCCAUGAUUCAAAGAUGAGGAUAGCUGCAACUUGGUAAUUGACAGACACUACAAAUGAAAUGCCAAUCAACUUUUAGCUAGAUAGAUGAAUACUUGUACAAGUCCAUUGAUGUAAAUAAACUACUGUUCAACCACCUUGAAUUUGAAGUGUUCCUCUGUAUGACAUGGAUUCCAAUUGUUUGGAGUUCUUUUCUUUGCCUCUCUUGAUCAGUUGACAUCUCUGAAUAAUAGGAAGAUGUAUAGUUAUACCAUUAUUAUAGUUAUAUUCAAUCAUAAAUACACAGAUUCUCCAUUUUCAAUACAA
Messenger RNA from Tripterygium wilfordii, 2280 nucleotides. RefSeq lists its product as uncharacterized. Bases 23 to 1954 code for a protein of 643 amino acids. The record is from RefSeq and is a predicted model, not a curated record. NCBI's taxonomy places the organism in Eukaryota, Viridiplantae, Streptophyta, Magnoliopsida, Celastrales, Celastraceae. The transcript has 3 exons. Gene Ontology annotation, molecular function: oxidoreductase activity.